Molecule: messenger RNA, 1115 nt
Organism: Lycium ferocissimum
Lineage: Eukaryota; Viridiplantae; Streptophyta; Magnoliopsida; Solanales; Solanaceae
Exons: 3
Coding region: 92-1012 (306 amino acids)
Molecular function (GO): hydrolase activity
Source: RefSeq, a predicted model, not a curated record
AUUGUCCACUAGUCACCUUUCUUGUUUCCUCUCUGUAUUUGGCACAUUUAUUAAUAUCUUCACUUGCUUACCAUAAUAGAGAGUUGGAAGAAUGGAGUCAGCCCUUCUGUUGACAGCUCCAACAGCAGCAGGUACCAGCAGCAGCCUCUUUAAAAAGAGGGGGACAUUCUUGCCACCACUUGAUGCUCGUUUUCAUAUAUCAUUUUCGAGAAACUGUGUGAAGUGUUGGGGUAUUUCAUUAUCCUUCAGAAAGCCUAAGAAAUGCAGUGUCUUUAAUUGCAAAGUGAAAUUAGAGGAUGAGGCUUGUGAACUGGUUAAUGGAGUGGAGCUCUCUAUUGGGGAUGGAGUUGAUAGCAUUGAUGCUUAUCUUUGCAACGCUGUAAAGAACAAUAAUGGUACUGGCAUUUUGCUCUUAUCUGAUAUCUUUGGAUUUGAGGACUCAUCUACCAGAGAUUUUGCAUACCGUGUUGCAUGCAAUGGGUACAAUGUUCUGGUACCAGAUAUGUUUCGUGGCAAUCCAUGGAGAAAAGAUGAACCCCAGGCUUUGUUUGAGAAAUGGCUCGGUGGUGUAGACAAACAACAGGUUGUGAGAGACAUUUUCACAUCGACAAAAUGGAUGGCCGAUGAAUUCGUGGCUGCAGGAAUAUCAAACAAGUUUGGUGUCAUUGGAUUUUGUUUUGGAGGUGGCCUGUUAAUAGACAUAUUGGCUCAAGACCAGGGUUCUCACUUUGGUGUUGGCAUCUCAUUCUAUGGCACACGGAUCGACUUAUCUAUUGUGAGCAAGAUUGAGGUUCCGUUACUACUCAUUGCAGGUGACAAUGAUCCACUUUGUCCAGUGAAUGUCUUGAAGGAGGUUGAAAAUAAUGCCAAUGGUUGCAAAAUGGUUGUUUUUGAGGGAAGGAGUUAUGGUUUUGCCCAUCGGCCUCAAUCUUUAGAAGACGAUAAAGAUGCAGAAGAGGCUUUCUUGAUGAUGAGGAACUGGCUUAAUGAUGGCCUACUUAACGAAAAUUGAUAAUGUUGUUGUGAAUAGUCUUAUUUGAUGAUUUGCAUGUUUGACAAUUUGGCCUACUUUCUGAAAAAUUGAUAAUGUUGUUGUGAAUAGUCUUAUUUGAUGA